CCGGCGCUGGCCCCGCCCCGCUCUCCCCCCAAGAUGGCGGCGCCCUUGGCGGUGCAGCUGCAGGAGCUGUUGGACCCCCGGCCCGGCCUGCGGGACCCCGAGGAUGAUGCAGAGGAAGACACAGUUGCUAAAGUGAUUGACAGAUUUGAGGAUGAGGGCACGGAUGACAUUUUGCCUGCUGGCAAUAUCAGGAAAAGAGCUUCAGCCUCUCUCCUGGAAGCUGAUAAGAGGUACAGUGGGAAGGCCACGUCUCGGAAAGCUCUGCAGGAGGAGCUCUGGGGAGAUGCUCUGUCUGAAGAAGGAUCUGCUGAAGAAGCACUAGAUGACUGGUACAGUGGCAGCGAAGGCUCAGAAGAGGAGGGCAGUGUUGGCACUAAGGGCAGGGAGAAGCCCAGCAGUGCUGGCAGUGAGCAGGAGGAGGACUUGGAGGAUGAUGAAGAGGCCAAGGCACCAAAGUUCAGCUCCCAGAAAAUCACAGACUUUGAGAAGUUUACAGAGGGCAUGGAUGAUGUGGGGAGCAGUGAAGGGGAGGAUGAGGAUGAGGAUGAAGAUGAAGAUGGUGCUGACAUGGAAGAAGGAAGUGAGGAGGAGGAGGAGUUUGGGAGUGAAAACCACGAUGAUGAAAAAGAAACCAAAGACAGUGAAGAUGAUGGGGGAGUGCUGACCUUCUCCAGAGGACAGGAGUCUGAAGAGGUGGAGAAGGGCAAAGCUGUGAGGAACCAGCUAGCCCUGUGGGAUCAGCUGAUGGAAGGGAGGAUCAAGAUGCAGAAGGUGCUCCUGACAGCCAACAGGCUGCCCCAGCCAGACACCUACCCCAGGUUCAGGAAGGAGGGGGGACAGGACUUUGACCACGCUGUGGAGAACUGCUGUAAAGCCCUGGAGGCCUUGCUGAAAGUGCUGGUGGAACUUCAGGAUGAGCUGCUUUAUCAGUACCCAGGCACGAGGCAUCUGGUGGAUGGAAAGCAAGCAAAAACUGAGAGUGAGGAUGAAAUCCUGAGCAGCAGCGAUGAGGAGCCGGUGGAGAAGGCUCAGGAGAAGAGGAGGAGGCUCCCCAAGAGGAAGCUGAAGUUUGAGGAGUACCCUGAGUUCAUAGCCAAGCGCUACAGGGACUUCAGGAGCUACAGGAACAGCACCCUGCAGAAGUGGCACGACAAGACCAAGCUGGCAACUGGCAAAAUGGGGAAGGGCUUCGGAGCCUUGGAGCGCUCGGUGCUGGCGCAGAUCGAGCACGUGCUGCUGGACCGGGAGCGCCUGCUGCGGCGCACGCAGACCCGCCGCUCCCUCUACACCGUGCUGGGCAAGGAGCAGCCUGCCCCAGCCCCUCAGCCCGGGCCUGCCACCUCGGAAGUCCUCCCUCCCUCAGACUCCAACAGGCACCUGAAGGACAUUGAUGAGGAGAUCUUUGAUGAUGAUGACUUUUAUCACCAGCUCCUGCGAGAGCUGAUCGAGCGCAAAACCACAGCCCUGGACCCCAACGACCAGGUGGCCAUGGGCAGGCAGUGGUUGGCCAUCCAGAAGUUACGGAGCAAAAUAAAGAAGAAGGUGGACAGGAAAGCCAGCAAAGGGAGGAGAAUCCGGUACCACGUCCACAGCAAGCUGGUGAGCUUCAUGGCACCUAUUGACCUGUGCACGAUGAAUGAUGAUGCCAGGACGGAGCUGUACCGGUCACUGUUCGGAAAAGUCUCGAAGGGAGAAGGAGCAGAGCAGAAUUAGGGGCUGGGAUGGAGCUCCUGUGUUCUCCUCAGCUGCUCCCUCAGGCUGCCCAGCCUCAGAAUCUCUGUGAUCAGAACAACCCUGAGAUGUGUUAGGAAGUCUCUUUUCCCAGCCUGGCAGUGGAAGGAGGAGUCAGAAUUCUUCUGUUGUGGUUUUCAAGGUUGUUCAUUUUCUGUUACCUGGAACAUCCUGAGGUCUGUGCAGCAGGUCAGCCAGAGGCACACUGGCUGCCCUCUGAGGUGGUGGGGUGUUUUAUACCAAAAGACUUUAUUUACAAUAAUUUCCCAAUACCUAUCACCUGUGUUAGACAGUGUGUUCCUACCUUAAACCAACCCAAAAGUGCCAGCAUCACCCAGAGAUGGAGGCUAGGAUAAAGAAGGAAAAAGGACAAAAUACACCCAAAUUCCUCCAUCUUGGGACCCUGAGCCCCCAUUCUAAACACCCCCAAAUUCUUCUUUUUCACCCUGUGACACCUAACUGUUAUUCUCUUUAAACUCUCCUGCCUUGCA
Serinus canaria (Common canary) is the source of this 2222-nucleotide messenger RNA. RefSeq names its product apoptosis antagonizing transcription factor (gene AATF). Gene Ontology annotation, biological process: regulation of transcription by RNA polymerase II. The coding region runs from base 34 to 1713 and encodes 559 amino acids. The record is from RefSeq and is a predicted model, not a curated record. Gene Ontology annotation, cellular component: nucleus; nucleolus. The transcript has 12 exons. Lineage: Eukaryota; Metazoa; Chordata; Aves; Passeriformes; Fringillidae.